This is a messenger RNA of Chinchilla lanigera (long-tailed chinchilla), 552 nucleotides long. It is a transcript of the gene Hmgn1, whose product is annotated as high mobility group nucleosome binding domain 1. Lineage: Eukaryota; Metazoa; Chordata; Mammalia; Rodentia; Chinchillidae. The record is from RefSeq and is a predicted model, not a curated record. Gene Ontology annotation, cellular component: chromatin; nucleus. Gene Ontology annotation, molecular function: nucleosomal DNA binding. Gene Ontology annotation, biological process: chromatin organization.
CGUCACGCGGCCGGGCAUUGUUCUCGGCGGGGCUGUGGCUGGAGGCAGCGAUCCGGGGUUCCGGGCGCGCUGUGCCCAUCCCGUGUGUUUCUCCCGCAGGUCAGCUCGGCCGAAGGGGCGGCGAAGGAGGAGCCCAAGAGAAGAUCGGCGAGGUUGUCGGCUAAACCUGCUCCUGCAAAAGUGGAAACGAAGCCCAAAAAAGCAGCGGGAAAGGAUAAAUCUUCAGACAAAAAAGUGCAGGCAAAAGGCAAAAGGGGAGCCAAGGGAAAACAGGCUGAAGUGGCUAAUCAAGAAACCAAGGAAGAUUUACCUGCGGAAAAUGGAGAAACUAAAAACGAGGAGAGUGCAGCUUCUGACGAAGCAGAGGAGAAAGAAGCCAAGUCCGAUUAAUCACACACCGCGUCUUACCAGUGCUCCCUGUCUCCCUUCUUGUACAAUCCAGAGGAAUAUUUUUAUCAACUAUUUUGUAAAUGCAAGUUUUUUAGUAGCUCUAGAAACAUUUUUAAAAAGGAGGGAAUCCCACCUCAUCGCAUUUUUUAAGUGUAAAUGAUU